GGUUUCUUCGCGCAGGAAAUCAUGCAGUUUGCAAUCUGGCUGGUUGGACUAACGUGUCAUCUGUCAGCUCUGGUCCGGGACACUUUGCAAAACCGAUUGCAUCCGAAACAAGAAAGCUUCAUCAAACAGCUGUCAUCGUAUGAAAUCAUCACCCCACUCCGCGUAAAUGACUUCGGAGAAUCCUUCCCCCAUAAAUUGCACUACAGAAGGAGACGGAGAAGUGUAAAUGAUGACCUGUCGGGCUUACGGGUUCACUACAGGAUUGAUGCAUUUGGGGAGCGCUUUCAUCUCAAUCUGACUGCAGACUCUAGCUUCAUCGCUCCCUCUUACACAGUGACACACUUGGGAGCGGAACACAGCAACGCCACGGACUCCCACUCCAUUGACCCGAGCGAUAUGCGACACUGCUUUUUCCGCGGACACGUCAACGCCAGAAGCGAGUACCCGGCAGUCUUCAGUCUGUGCACUGGCCUUAUUGGGACCUUUACAACACAACAUGGAGAGUACUUCUUGGAGCCACUUUUGAAUACUGUGGGGGAGGAAUAUGACGAAGAGCACAACAAACCUCAUCUUCUGUAUCGACAUGAGAGACAGGGGAACGUCUCCAGUAUGGACACCAACACAAAGCCCUGUACUGCCUCAGCGGACUCCAAGAGGCCAGUUGCUAAUGAGAGCAGAAGGAACAUGGGAGAGGACCAGGACUUUCUCAGACACACACUAAAUGAGCAAGUCAUUAAUGAAAAAAACUCCACCAGCACACAUCCCAGAUCCCUACGCAGACGCAAGCGCUUUCUCUCCUACCCCCGAUAUGUUGAACUGAUGGUGACUGCGGAUGCCAAAAUGGUUCGCCACCAUGGACGUAACCUAGAGCACUACAUCCUAACAAUCAUGUCAGUAGUAGCAGCGGUGUACAGGGACCCGAGUGUAGGAAACCUCAUCAACAUCAUGAUUGUCAAGCUAGUCGUCAUCCACAAUGAACAGGAAGGGCCCACAGUGAGCUUCAAUGCUGCUACUACCCUCCACAACUUUUGUGUCUGGCAGCAGAGCCAAAACAUUCAAGAUGACAGCCAUCCCUCUCACCACGACACUGCACUCCUCAUCACCAGGGAAGACAUCUGCCGUGCGAAAGAUAAAUGUGACACCUUAGGGCUUGCAGAGCUGGGGACCAUGUGUGACCCAUACCGGAGCUGCUCCAUCAGUGAGGAAAAUGGAAUUAGUGCCUCCUUCACCAUCGCUCAUGAGCUGGGCCAUGUGUUUAACAUGCCUCAUGAUGACAAUCCAAAGUGUCGGGAGGCCGGCAUGAAGCACCAGUAUCACGUCAUGGCACCCACGCUCAACUAUGACACCAAUCCCUGGUCUUGGUCCAAGUGUAGCCGCAAGUACAUCACUGAGUUUCUAGACACUGGCUAUGGAGAAUGCCUACUGGAUGAACCUGUAGGCCGGACGUAUGAGCUGCCCACUCUUCUCCCUGGUCAAAUCUACAAUGCCAAUAGACAGUGUGAACUAAUGUUUGGACCAGGUUCCCAAAUUUGCCCUUACAUGAAACAGUGCAAAAGGUUGUGGUGUACAAGCGCAGAAGGGGAUCAUAAAGGAUGUCGCACGCAGCACAUGCCACUGGCAGAUGGGACUGACUGUGGACAUGGAAUGUACUGCAGACAUGGGAUGUGUGUAAACAAGGAGUUGGACCUGCAGCCAGUCCAUGGGGAGUGGGGUCCAUGGGGGCCCUACAGUGUUUGUUCUCGGUCCUGUGGUGGAGGGACUCGGAGCACUAUGAGAGACUGCAACAAGCCUGAGCCCAGAAAUGGCGGUAAAUUCUGUGUUGGACGCAGAAUGAAGUUCCGCUCUUGCAACACUGAGCCGUGUCCACGAGGACGGAAAGAUUUUCGUGAAGAGCAAUGUUCUCAAUUUGACGGGAAGCACUUCAACAUCAACGGUCUACCUCCCACCGUCCGCUGGGUCCCCAAGUACAGUGGCAUACUUAUGAAGGAUCGGUGCAAACUCUUUUGCCGUGUUGCCGGCACUAUGGCAUACUAUCAACUGAAGGACCGCGUCAUCGACGGCACACCAUGUGGGCCAGACACUUAUGACAUCUGUGUUCAAGGCCUUUGCAGGCAAGCAGGCUGUGAUCAUGUGCUUAACUCGAAAGCCAGAAAUGACAAGUGCGGGGUGUGUGGUGGGGACAACUCAUCAUGUAAAACCAUGGCUGGGACUUUCAACGACGCUCAGUAUGGUUACAACACAGUUGUGCGGAUCCCUGCUGGAGCCACCAACAUUGACAUCAAGCAGGUCAGCUACUCUGGAAAGCCAGAAGAUGACAACUACCUCGCAUUAUCUGAUAGCCAGUCCAACUUCCUUCUAAAUGGGAACUUUGUGGUGGCCAUGUUCAAAAGGGAAAUCACCUUCAAGGGAACUGUCAUUGAGUACAGUGGAUCGGACACCAAAGUCGAGCGCAUUAACUGCACCGACCGCAUCGAGGAGGAGCUCAUCCUGCAGGUCUUGUGUGUGGGAAACCUCUACAACCCAGAUGUGCGCUAUUCCUUUAACAUACCCAUCGAGGAACAUAGGGAGCAGUUUUUGUGGGAUCCCUCAGGCUCCUGGCUUGAGUGCAACCACAUCUGUCAGGGUGAGCGGAGGCGAAAGGCAGUCUGUGUGCGUAAGAGUGAUCACCUUGAGGUAUCAGACCAACGCUGUGAACAUUUACCUCGUCCUGUUGCUGUUACUGAGCCCUGCAACACUGAUUGUGAAGUCAGGUGGCAUGUUGCUGGAAAGAGUGAAUGUUCAGCCAAAUGUGGACCAGGCUAUCGCAGCCUGGAUGUCCAGUGUAUGAAAUACAGCCUGAUGAAGAGGCAGAGUGACAGAGUCGAGGCCAGUGCCUGUGCAGAUGUUUCCAAACCUCAAACCAGAGAGUCCUGUCAUGGAGACUGUCUACUUAAGAGCUGGCAGUACAGCGCCUGGUCACAGUGCUCUAAGACAUGUGGACGUGGGAGCCGGAGCAGAGAGUCUUACUGUAUGAACAACCUGGGUCGGCGUCUGGUGGACAGGGAAUGCAAUGAUUACCAGAGAGUGGUCACUGAAGCCUGUAAUGAACAGCCGUGUCCGAAGUGGACGGUCAGUGAGUGGAGUGAGUGCCUGGUGACUUGUGGGAAAGGGAUGAGGCACAGGCAAGUCUCCUGCACCAUGGCAGCAGGGGAGGAGAAGCUGAGUGAGCACUUUUGUGACCCAUCCAGCAAACCCCCUAGUGUGGGGAGCUGCGAGCUGCCCGAGUGUGCAUCCUGGCAGGUCGGCGUUUGGGGAGCGUGUGCAGUGACCUGUGGCCAUGGCUACCAGAUGAGAGCUGUGAGGUGUGUGUCUGGAAACUAUGGUGACACAGUAGAUGACAGGGAGUGCAAUGCUGCUGCGAGGCCCCGAGACAGUCAGGACUGUGAGAUGUCUGCGUGUCCAUGGGCCUCUCCAGCACAAAGCACACCUCAUCCGGACAACUCUGCUCAGCUCCUGACUCAGUGGAGAUACGGAUCAUGGACUGCUUGCUCAGUGUCCUGUGGCAAGGGGAAACGGGCCCGUUAUGUCAGCUGCAGAGAUGCCCAGGGAGGAGUUGCUGAUGAAUCAUACUGUGCACACCUGCCCCGCCCCCCAGAGUCCUCUUCCUGCUUCAGCCCCUGUGGCCAGUGGCGUGCUGGGGAGUGGUCUCCUUGUUCAGUGACAUGUGGCACGGGGAGAACCACCAGACAGGUGGUCUGCUCAAACUACCACCAGCCAGUCGACCACUCUUUCUGUGACCCGGAUGAGAGGCCCGCAACAGAACAGGAGUGUACCGCUGUACCCUGCUCGUCUAUCUAUCAUCGCCAACGCAUCAACGACCAGCCUUAUGGAUAUCCCCAGGACCCAGGUCGCCAUCCUGGUCACAGCAGUUGGAACGUUCCCUCAGCAGAUAACCAGUGGAGGACCGGACCGUGGGGCGCAUGUUCCAGUACCUGCGCAGGAGGCUUUCAGAGGCGAGUGGUGGUCUGUCAGGACGCUGACGGUCGUAGUAACAGUUACUGUGAUGAGAGGGUCAAACCUGCCGAGUCUAAGAGCUGCGACUCUGGGCCUUGCCCUCUGUGGAAUUAUGGUGUCUGGGGAGAGUGCACCCAAACAUGUGGUGGAGGAAGGAGAACUCGCCUGGUGGUUUGUCAAAGGCCCAAUGGACAGAGGCUCAAUGAAUACAACUGUGAUAUACUGGACAAGCCGCCAGACAUGGAGCAAUGCAACCUGCAGCCAUGCCCAGGCUCCGCCUCCUGGCACCGCAGACCGUGGAAGCCGUGUUCAGUGAGUUGUGGUCAAGGGAUGAAGCAGCGGGAGAUAGCCUGUGUUUAUCAAAACCAAACCAAAAUAGAGGAGGAGCACUGCAUGCAUCUACCUCGGCCGCGGACACAGAAGUCCUGUCGGGCACGGAGAUGCCCCAGUUGGAAGGCCAACAAGUGGACAGAGUGUUCUGUCACUUGUGGAGUUGGAGUGCAGAAGAGAGACGUGUACUGCAGGCUAAAAGGCACAGGACGCGUCAGGGAGGAUCUAUGUGACGCUCACACACGUCCUGCUGUUGUUCAUCCAUGCCAAACAACAGAAUGCACACAUUAUACAUGGGUUGCUGGUGAAUGGGAAGAAUGUAAUGCAACCUGUGGAGAAGGUAUGAGAAACAGGAAGGUGGGCUGUAUGGGCCCCGGGAUGACAGCAGUUCAGGAUGAUUACUGUGAACCAUCAUCUCAGCCUCCAUCACAAGAGCCGUGCAAAGGAGCACCAUGCCACUACAUGUGGAUGACAGGGGAAUGGUCACAGUGCUCUGCCAGUUGCGGUGUUGGCUAUCAGCAGCGUUUUGUCUCCUGCUCCAUGAUGCCGUCCUCCCAGGCUCCACGCUCGUAUGGCGCCCAUUCCUCCACUAGCAGCACCCACUGCCCGGAGCCCCACCCUCCUGGCACCCGCUCAUGUCUCCUCAGGGACUGCCCACACACAGCCUACUGGAAAGUUGGCCCAUGGAGCAAGUGCUCACAGACCUGUGGAGCAGGAGUGAUGGAGCGAAGAGUGGAGUGUGUAACCUCCAAAGGCCACUCGUCCAAACACUGCCGUCCGACAGACAGACCUGAGUCCCAAGCUGCAUGUCAAGACAGAGAAUGCCAGCUGUUCAGUUCCUGCCGAGAAGUCCAGAUGAGACAGGGAGUGAGGAUGGAUGGGGAGUACUAUCUCAAAGUUAAGUCCCGGAUCCUACAGAUUUAUUGUGCUGAGAUGCAGACUGAUUUCCCAAAGGAAUAUGUGACCUUGCGCAGCGGUCAGACAGACAACUUCUCAGAGGUGUAUGGACACAGGUUGCUGAACCCUUUUGAAUGCCCGUACAAUGGCAGCCGGAGACAGGAUUGCGACUGUAGAAAUGACUAUUCAGCAGCGGGUUAUACACUGUUCCAUAAAGUUCGUCUGGAUCUGAGCUCCCUGAGGAUAAUGAUCACGGACCUCCAGUUUUCCCAGACCCUUCUUGGUCGACCUGUGCCAUUUGCUACAGCAGGAGAUUGUUACAGCGCCGCCAAGUGUCCGCAAGGCCAGUUCAGCAUUAAUCUGAUCGGAACUGGCCUCAAAGUAGCUGAGGCCACAAAGUGGACGUCGCAGGGCAACUACGUUUCAGUCAAAGUCCACAGAUCUGAGGACGGAACAAGAAUCUACGGCCGCUGUGGUGGUUUCUGUGGGAAGUGCAUUCCCCAGGCUCACAACGGCCUACUCCUUCAAGUCCACUGAGGGCCAUGCAGAGACCAAACCCCUAAAUCUAUACUGAACACGGUCACCCAGGAACACGCAAUUAUCCUGAUUUGUUGGACCCUGAAGUCGUCUGUGAAGUUGAUGGAGGACCGUCUAACUGUAAUCACCCUACACCAGUUCCCAAAUGGCAGCUAAAACAUACAAGACAUCUUGUACUGUGCCGUACUACAGGGCCACUGUUAGGGCCUUCAUUCAAGCUGCUACUCUGAGGAGGAGCCAACUAUAUUUUCUUGGCUGCAGUGUUGCAACUGAUAUGAAACAUUGGAAUCUAAAAUGCUUUUUUUCCACUGUCUGACACUGUCAUGCAUUGUUUAGCAUUGCACCAAGGGAUACAAUACAUCAAAACACUGGGAAAACAACUACACUGUCGGUAGAGGAACAUGACUGCAACUUUUCUGUGAAGUUAUAUCUGUUCUGAUGGUAAAAAAAUACUCUCUAGAAUGUGACGAUGAAUAACCUUGAACUCAUCUUUUAUACCUACAAACUAGACACUGUACUUAGUAUUACUUAGUCACCCCUUGUCUUGUCUUAUAACCUUGCAAUUAACUCAUAAAGACCCAAACAUCUACUGGCGACCAAAAUCAUUUACUGAUCUAAA
This is a messenger RNA of Sphaeramia orbicularis (orbiculate cardinalfish), 6376 nucleotides long. RefSeq names its product A disintegrin and metalloproteinase with thrombospondin motifs 20. Gene Ontology annotation, cellular component: extracellular matrix. The coding region runs from base 22 to 5757 and encodes 1911 amino acids. The record is from RefSeq and is a predicted model, not a curated record. Gene Ontology annotation, molecular function: metalloendopeptidase activity; zinc ion binding. NCBI's taxonomy places the organism in Eukaryota, Metazoa, Chordata, Actinopteri, Kurtiformes, Apogonidae. Gene Ontology annotation, biological process: extracellular matrix organization; proteolysis. The transcript has 39 exons.